Messenger RNA from Rotaria sp. Silwood2, 4268 nucleotides. NCBI's taxonomy places the organism in Eukaryota, Metazoa, Rotifera, Eurotatoria, Philodinida, Philodinidae. The record is from the annotation of a GenBank genome assembly.
AUGUGUAAUCCUCAAGUAACUAAUAUUAUUGGUAUGGAUAAUUUGGCUGUCAUUUCUGAAGAUAACCAACAUAUAAUAGAUACUGUCCUCUCUGCUAAGCACAUAAUAGAGCCUUUUAAUAAUACUACUAAAACGGAGAUAAAUUUCUCUCCGAUUAAAAACAUUAGCCUCCUUGAUUCAUAUGGUAAGCACCUGCCAGAUGGAGCAGGAAGUUGCUUUUAUCAAAAUAAGUCUGAUCCAAUUUUACAAAAAUCAUUAGACUGCAAAUUUACUUUUGGUGAUCAAGCUAAUUUAUUAUUAAAGAGUAAAAUACAUAAUAACUUAGUUGAAGCUCAAGCUAAUAUUAAUAAUAUUCCUAUAAUGAUUUAUAAAAUUGCAGAGAAAUUUCUUGCCGAUAAUGAGGUAGUGCUAUUCUUACAGAAAUAUAUCAAAGGUGGUUAUAUUAGAACAGGAGAGCUUAAUUUAAAUUUUGAUAAUAGUGUUUUAAAUCAACCCAUUCCGGAAACUGCAAUGAACGGUAAAUUACGCAUUAUAGAUUUGGAAUAUCAGUAUGAUCCAGACUUCCCCGCUCUUAAAAAAGCAGAUACAGAGAUUACGAUAGCUGGAUCAAAAGUUAACUUUGUUGUAAACCAAGCAUACAGUAGUGAUAGCCUUCUUUCUGGGUUAAUAACUUUUGAAUGGACAGGAAUGGAAAACUCAUACUUUACCGUCCACGCUAAUGCUAAGGGAGAAGUAAUAGAUUUAAUUGAUUUUAUCUCCGCUGAAGAUUAUAAAAAAACAAAAACCCAAGGGAUAGAUCUUAAAAAGAUUACAGGGCAAGCCAAUUCUAAAAUUCAAAUAUUAAUCCCCACUAAUCCAAAUAUCAAAAAUACCUAUAAUAUCUCUAGUGUGAUUACUAACGCUAAUUUGACCGUAUUUGACGACAAUAUUAUAUUAAAAAAUGCCAAAAUAACUGGCUUAUUUGACGGAGAUAAGAUAUUAGUAGCUGGGGUAGGAAAAAUUAACAAUAAUAAUAGUGAUUUUUUAUAUCAGCAUAAUAUUAGGGUUAAUAAAAAAGAUAAUUAUGAUCAGCUAUUAAGUAUUAAAACUACCAUUUCUGGAAAUAAUCAACAAUUGGGAAUAAUAAAGUUACUUGCAGGUAGCACUCUUCUAGAUUUUGAAUAUAAGACAAAAAAUAAUGGAGAAUCUAUAAUUUCUGCUAAGGCAAAUCUAAAAAAUUUAGCAUUUUAUAUUGAUAAAAUUUCUAUUCAUAAAAGACUUGGGAAGGAAGCCAAAUUAACUUUGUUAGGAAAUUUAGACAAUAAUUUUAAAGACGGACUUAAUUUUAACCUUACCGGAGAGAACAAUUUAAAAAUUAUUGGUAAAGUUACACUACCAAAUAAUAAAUAUAAUAUUACUUUGCCAGUAAUUAGUUAUGGGAAUACUAAUUUAACCGGUAAAUUGCUAUUAGAUAAAGAUAAUUUAAAUGCGGAAAUCCAGGGGAAACAAUUGGACUUGUCUCAUUCUAAUAUGAUGCAAUUUUUAGAAAAAGCCGCAGAUACCAAAAAUAUUCAUUUGAAAGUGGGUAUAGAAAAAAUUCGACUGCAAAAUAAUAUAUGCCUUAACGAUUUUAACUUGCAAAUUGACUGUAGUAAAACGAAAUGCUUCUCGGGAUCUUUGUCCUCCAAAAUAGGCACUAAAUCUUUAGAAAUGUCACUUACUGAUAAGCAAGAUAAAGAACAAUGGUUUGUUAGCUGUAAUAAUGCGGGUGCUCUAUUUAAGGGUAUAGGCAUGUAUAACAAUAUGAAAAAUGGCACCGUCAAUUUGAACCUUGAAACCAAAAGGCAAGAAGUUAAAAAAGGUGAAAUAAUACCGAUUUUAAACGGGACAUUUGAUAUAAAGCAGUUUAUUAUUACAGAUAUGUCUUUUCUUACUAGAAUAGUAUCAUUUGUUUCGUUUCCUGGUUUUAUGAGCUUUAUCUUAAACAACAAAAAUAUUAUGUUUACUAAUAUGCAUGGGCAGUUUAGUUACAUAGGUAAUACCGUUAAAAUCACUAACAGUGCAGCUGAAGGCCCCUUCUUUGAUUUUACAAUGCAAGGUAUAAUUGAUACGGAUAGGCGUCAAAUAAAACUUAAAGGAAACGUUAUACCAUCAUUCUUUUUUAUGAGUAACAUUAUCACUAAAAUUCCAAUCAUUGGUAAAAUAUUUUCAAAGGUAGCACCUUACUCCAUUGAACUAGAAUAUAAGGAAUAAAUGUUGAGUAAAUAUGGAACCAAACAUUCUCUCCCUUGCUGAUAUUGACCCUUAUCUUGAUCUUGCACAAGCAAUUUUACGAAUUAAAAGAGAAAAAAAUGCGGUAAUUCUUGCUCACUAUUAUCAAGACCCUGAGAUCCAAGAUAUUGCGGAUUUUAUUGGAGAUUCAUUAGAAUUGUCUAAGAAAGCCUCUAUGACUUCAGCUAAUAUAAUAGUUUUUUGCGGGGUGAAGUUUAUGGCAGAAGCAGCUUACAUCCUUAAUCCUCUUAAGAAAGUCUUACUGCCAGAUUUGAAAGCCGGCUGUUCACUAGAAGAAUCCUGCCAGGCUGAAGAUUUUAGUAAAUUUAGGGAAGAAAACCCGGGAUAUAUCGCUCUAACUUAUAUUAAUUGCUCUGCUGAGGUAAAAGCUUUAUCUGAUAUUAUAGUUACCUCCUCUAGUGCAGAAAAAAUAAUUAAUUCGAUACCGCAAGAUCAGCCUAUCCUUUUUGCUCCGGAUAAACAUUUAGGAAAUUACCUAAUAAAAAAGACAAACAGACCAAUGAAAUUGUGGAAUGGUUCAUGUAUUGUCCAUGAGAAUUUUUCCGAAAGAGAGCUAAUUAAGCUGCGUGUAAAUAGUCCUUUAGCUCAAAUUAUUGCGCACCCUGAGUGCCCAGAGAAUUUAUUAAGAUAUGCAGAUUAUAUAGGGUCUACCUCUGCUCUACUUAAAUAUGUAGCAGCUAAUAAUGGAGUAGAAUUUAUUGUGCUCACCGAACCGGGAAUUAUUCAUCAAAUGCAAAUACAGAGUCCAGAUAGCAAAUUUUACGAGGUAUCUUCUACUAAUCAAGCAGGUUGUAGUAGUUGUAGUAAUUGCCCUCAUAUGAAGAUUAACACUCUGGAGAAAUUAUACCUUUGUAUGGUUAACGAAUAUCCUGAAAUUAAAUUAGAGAAUGAGAUAGUAAUGAAAGCCAGAAGAUCUUUAGAUAGAAUGCUAGAGUUAAGUAAAUAAGUUAAUGUGAUAUAACUUAUUUAUAUUAAAUUUAGGUUAAUUAGUACUGAGGUUAAGCUUGCAAGAAUUGGUUAAAACUAUUACUAUGUGAAUGAAUAUAACUUAAGGCCAAUUAUGUCGAAAACAAGGCAGGACAUUUAUAAUAAUAGACCUAUUUCUCCUCAUUUAACUAUAUAUAAAAAACAGAUUAGUUCUGUUUUAUCUAUCUUCCACCGUAUUACAGGAGUAGCCUUAUUUUUAAGCAUAGCUGCAUUAGUGUGGUAUUUUAUCAUCUUAGCCUUUAAUCAAUUCAGCCCCGAAUAUGUUCAAUAUUUCAAAGGCGGCUUAUUUAAGAUAGCUUUAGUAGGGAUAAGCUUUGCUUGGUUUUAUCAUUUAUGUAAUGGGAUACGUCAUUUAAUUUGGGAUAGCGGAUAUUGUUUUUCAAUUAAAGCUAUUAAUGUGACGGGCUGGGCUGUAGUAAUAUGCUCAUUAUUGAUGACAUUAAUUUUUGGCCUAAUAAUAGUUUUAUAGUUUGAGAAAAUAAUGAUUGAUGAUUUAAGAACAGACCUAGCAAAAGCUAAAGGGGAAGGGACAGCAAAAAGUGGCGCUAGUCAUUGGUGGUACCAAAGAAUAACCGCUAUUAUUUUACUACUUUGUUCUAUCUGGCUAAUAUUUACUAUAAAACAAAUUAUUAAUAAGGAUUUAACCGCUAUUAUUAUAAUUUUGCACCAACCUUAUAAUAUUAUUUUAUUAGGAGUUUUGGUGAUUACAGCUCUUUAUCACUCCAUGCUUGGAAUGCGAGUUAUAAUUGAAGACUAUAUACCUGGUAUAAAACUUCGUAUUGGAUUAAUCAUAUUUCUUCAGAUAUUUUGUAUUAUAACCUCAGUAUCAUUCAUAGUAGCAUUAUUUUAUACUAUGGUUAUAGCUGAACAAUUGCUAUAAACGUUAGUCGCUCUCGAUAGAAUAACCACUUUAUCUUUUACUCAAACUAUAUAGCUAUAAGGAACACAUUAAAUGCCCAAGUCUUAUAAUAUUAUUCACCAUGAGUUUGAUGUAGUAGUAGUUGGAGCAG